Messenger RNA from Apodemus sylvaticus (European woodmouse), 3452 nucleotides. Its product is annotated as cytidine monophosphate-N-acetylneuraminic acid hydroxylase. Bases 1314 to 3050 code for a protein of 578 amino acids. The transcript is spliced from 16 exons. NCBI's taxonomy places the organism in Eukaryota, Metazoa, Chordata, Mammalia, Rodentia, Muridae. Gene Ontology annotation, molecular function: 2 iron, 2 sulfur cluster binding. The record is from RefSeq and is a predicted model, not a curated record.
AUGCUGAAACAAACUAAGAUGAUCUAUGUAUAGAAUUUUUUUUUAACCAUUAACCUUUUGUUACAAGUUUUAAGCUAGCUUUUGUUACAGAUUUUAUAUAUAUUUAACCAUACCCAAUAAACUUACAAGUCCUGAGAUAAAGAGUAUACACAAUAGUCUUAAGAGGUUUUACUGAGAGCAGAGAGCAAAGAAAUCCUAGAAAUGACAGAGUUUUCGAGGGUGGGAAGAAGACAAAGCUUAGGGAUGAGAGACUUGAGAGUGUGAAGCGGAGCAAGCUCAGCUCUGAGGGGUUUGGGGAAUCAUUCCUUGUGCAGUGGCAGGAGUUGUUAUGGUCUGCAAGAAUUCAAAAAUAGAGUGUGUCAUGUUUUGGCCAUUGAGCUGUAGUGAAGCCAAGCCAUCUGCAGAAGGUCAGCAAAGCUUUUAUGAAAUCUCUGAGUUAGAGAAGGAAAAGAGAUUAGAUAAGGAGGGAAAGGGUUACAAAAUGGGAACUCCACCCACGGGAGGAUUCCAAUCUUGUAGAAACUCGUAAGGGCGCUGUGGAAAGUAAUAAGGCUCCAGUGAACCAAUGGGAGGGACAAAGGCAGAGCAGGCAGCUCCUAGCUGCAGGUAAGAACGCUCCAGGAGGGAGUAGAGAACAUGUGGGGAUGGAGAAAAUGUGGGGAGGAAGAAGGAAAGUGUCCUGGUGACAAGAAUUACAGUAUGAGGCAUCCCUAAGUGGAUUGAGAGACCUGUCAGAGAAAAUUUUCCCAAAUAGUAAAGGAGAGGUGUCUCUUUCCAUGUGAUGGGGUCCUAGGAGGCAAGAGGAGCUUCCCAGCACACUGGUGUGCUUUUAUUAAGCUCCAGGGAGCCAACAGAGACAAAACAGGCUGCGGUGCUGGGGUGGUAUUUCCCCAUUAGACAAAGAGAGCAGGUCAGGGGAGAAGCAGAGCCUUUCCAUGUGAUGGGUGCCCAGGAGAGCAUAGCAGGCUCCCAGAGCCACAGAGACUGAGAACCAGAAUCACAGAGAAGAAGCACACCAGGCAGAGGGAAGACGCAGGUAAAGAGGCAGACUCUAGAACUUAGAAUCUACUAUGGUGGGUGGCAGAAAUCAGCAGAAACAAUCAAAUCAGUGGCCUGGUUUGUUUAGGAGAGGCCAGGCCCCCUUGGAAAGAGAUCCAUUUACAUCUCACCUGGUGGUUUCAGCACCAGACACAUAAACUGAAGGAGGACCUGACCAUUUCAAGGCAGUCUUUGACCAUCCUCGCCUUGCCAGUGUAAGCCACAGAAGUAAAAAGAACACCAGCAACCGCUCUGAAGUACCCUGGGGCCGGCAGAUGAUGGACAGCAGGAAACAGACAGCUGAGACCCUGCUGUCCUUGGCUCCUGCCGAAGUUGCCAACCUCAAGGAAGGAAUCAAUUUUUUUCGAAAUAAGACUACUGGGAAAGAAUACAUUUUAUACAAGGAGAAGGACCACCUAAAGGCAUGCAAGAACCUCUGCAAGCACCAAGGAGGCCUGUUCAUGAAAGACAUCGAGGAUUUAGAUGGAAGGUCUGUUAAAUGCACAAAGCACAACUGGAAGUUAGAUGUGAGCACCAUGAAAUACACCAACCCUCCAGGGAGCUUCUGUCAAGAUGAGCUUGUUGUUGAAAUGGAUGAAAACAAUGGGCUUUCCCUUAUAGAACUGAACCCUCCUAACCCCUGGGACUCUGAUCCCAGGUCUCCUGAGGAAUUAGCUUUUGGGGAAGUACAGAUAACAUAUCUCACUCAUGCCUGCAUGGACCUCAAGCUGGGAGACAAGCGGAUGGUGUUUGACCCUUGGUUAAUUGGCCCUGCUUUCGCCCGAGGAUGGUGGUUGCUACAUGAGCCUCCAUCGGACUGGUUGGAGAGGUUGUGCAAAGCAGACCUCAUUUAUAUCAGCCACAUGCACUCAGACCACCUGAGUUACCCUACCCUGAAGCAGCUUUCCCAGAGACGACCAGACAUCCCCAUUUAUGUUGGUGACACAGAAAGGCCUGUAUUUUGGCACCUGGAUCAGAGCGGUGUCCAGUUAACUAACAUCAACGUGGUUCCAUUUGGAAUAUGGCAACAGGUAGACCAAAACCUCCGGUUCAUGAUCUUGAUGGAUGGCGUUCAUCCUGAGAUGGACACGUGCAUUAUUGUGGAGUACAAAGGUCAUAAAAUACUCAACACAGUGGACUGCACCAGACCCAAUGGGGGAAGGCUUCCUGAGAAAGUUGCUCUAAUGAUGAGUGAUUUCGCUGGAGGAGCAUCAGGCUUUCCGAUGACUUUCAGUGGUGGAAAAUUUACUGAGGAAUGGAAAGCCCAGUUCAUCAAGGCAGAAAGAAGAAAGCUUCUGAAUUACAAAGCUCAGCUGGUGAAGGAUCUACAGCCUCGAAUCUACUGUCCAUUUGCUGGGUACUUUGUGGAAUCUCACCCAUCUGACAAGUAUAUUAAGGAAACAAACACCAAAAAUGACCCAAAUCAGCUCAACAAUCUUAUCAAGAAAAACUCUGAUGUGGUGACGUGGACCCCACGGCCUGGAGCUACCCUCGACCUGGGCAGGAUGCUAAAGGACCCAACAGACAGCAAGGGCAUCGUGGAGCCUCCAGAAGGGACAAAAAUUUACAAGGAUUCCUGGGACUUUGGCCCAUACCUGAAGAUCUUGAAUUCUGCUGUCAGAGAUGAAAUCUUCCUUCACUCAGCCUGGAUUAAAGAGUACUUCACUUGGGCUGGAUUUAAGAAUUACAACCUGGUGGUCAGGAUGAUUGAAACAGAUGAAGACUUCAACCCUUUACCUGGAGGGUACGACUAUCUGGUGGACUUUCUAGAUCUAUCCUUUCCAAAAGAAAGGCCCAGCCGGGAGCAUCCUUAUGAAGAAAUCCGUAGCCGUGUGGAUGUCAUCAGGCACGUGGUGAAGAACGGCCUUCUGUGGGAUGAUCUAUAUAUUGGAUUCCAGACCCGAUUGCAGCGGGACCCUGACAUAUACCAUCAUCUGUUUUGGAAUCAUUUUCAGAUAAAACUCCCUCUAACACCGCCCAACUGGAGGUCAUUCCUAAUGCACUGUGGUUAGGCUGGACCUGCCGUGUCCCAGGACCCCAGCCCAUAGGAUGGUGCCUGCACAAUCAACAUGGGUCUUCCCUGCUUGGAUAAACCCUUCUGGAAACUCUUUCAUAGACACGGCCAUAACUAUCAUUAUUCAUUAGCAGUGACUUAUUCAGAGAUGGCAAACAAUGCCCCAAAAUCAAGAAUUUGCUCUUACAUCUUGAAUGCAGCAGUUUAUGUCAAAGAAGACACAUUUCUAUCAGCAGUGGGCAAACACUACAUUUAAGGGAUGUUCACAUAUGUGCCUGUUGUGCAUUAUUACAUAGACUGACUCAGAAAUACUUUACUGGGGCUGGUGUUGUGGCUUGGUAGUAUAGCGUUUGCUUAGAAUAGAUGAGGCCCUGGGUUUCACCCCCAGUAUGCCCCCAAA